CCGCUCCCGGGGGCCUCCCGUCGCCUGCUCCCCUUUCCCCGGAGACGGGGCGGCAUGGCCCCGGGCUGGGCUUCAGGGAGCGCCCUACUGUUGCUGCUGCUCUCCGUUAGCCCAGAGGCGCUGGCAGGUAGGACAAGAAACCACGCUGCCCCGUUCCCGCGACACCCCCUUUCCCCGCCGUCGCAAAAAAAGUCCGGGGACGAGGAGGGAAGGUGGGGGCUGCGCGGGCGGAUCUGGGCCGCGCGGCUUCUACGGGGUUGCAGAGCUACCUUUGCCGAGGGCUCGCUCGGCUCCUCCCUUUGGCUCCCCGCCUUGCGCUCCCACCCGUCGGCCUCUGCGAGCGAUUGGCCAGUCCCCGUUGCAUUUUGCAAGAAUGCAGUGCAUGGCGCAGGCUGGCCCUCGAGGGCUGCGGCUCGUGCCCGCUGUAGCCUGGCAGCGGACACUCGGCUGGAGGAGGCGGGAGGGGAAGGCGCGCACGAAGUGAUAGUUUGGGGGCACGAUGCGUGCCUGUUGUGGCGCGCGAGCCUGGUGCCAGGUGCCCAGGCUUGUAAUCGAAGUUAAAAGAAAACAAAAGAAAACGCAUGUCUCUCCUGGGAGCUUCAACAAGUUUUACAACCAAACCAAUCUGCAGCUCGGCUGUAUAGUAUUGUUAAUGCCAAUAGUUUGGAUGCAAAACUUCUUACUAAAAUGGGAGAUUGGAUAAAUAGACACACACACCAGUGCGGAAGCAAAACUUGAUUUGUAAACCGGCACCUUAAUCUCAGGUAUUUAGGAGGAAGCCUAGUAGUGGGAAGUUGCACUCUGCACGUGUUCAGAUGCAUUACAUUGCUUCUCGUGCUCAAAGACUAAGACCUGACAUAAUAACUAAUUUCUGGAGUAGAAUCCUGCUAGAACCUGAGAAAUAAUCGGCUGAGCCAAACAGUGGACAGAGAUGGCAAGUGCUCUCUCUCCCCCCCCCCCCAUUCUGGUACUUCGGUUGCCUUUCGACAACCGAGGAUGAUAUCAACGUCAUCAGCAGUGGAAUGCAAUGAAGUGACUACCACCUUUUUGCAGUGUAUCAGCAUCUAGCACAGUGCAUUACAUUGGCUACAUCAUUAAGUGGUUGGCCAAGGCAAACAGCAGUUUUCAAGUUUGGAAACCCAUGUACCAGGCGAGAUGUUGACAUGAUUUUCUCCUGCAUUACACUAUACCUGCCCCCCCCCCCCCCGUCAGUGCCCUUUUAUUGGACAAGUUGUGUUAGCAAGAUUAGCAAGUAUUUGAGUUUCAUAGGACUCUACCUAAUGGAUAACUUUGUGCGACUUCAAAAUUAUUUACCUUGCCAGGUAAGUCCCCUAAAAGCCAUACUUUGAAGCAAUCUGAGGCUUUUGGAAUUACUUCAGAGUAGUCUUCAACAGGAUGACAUCAGGCUUAAGGCAAGUGCUCUGUUCAAACUGGUUUGCAGACUGAGCUGUUCAUCUUGCAGUUCUCCAUUCCAGGAAAAGAACUUGCAGGAUCAGAUUUCUGAAUAAUUAGAUUCUAAAUUAAUUCAUGCUGAGCCUUACAGUAUGAUAGAUGAGGCUUUAGCUAUUUGACCAUAAAGGACAGAAGAUGUAUUGCCUCUUUGAUCUUUAGUAUUUAUGCUGCAUUUUUUUUUAAAUCACACAUCAUUAAAAGGUUUUGGAAGCAAAUCAAAACAGUUGAAAUCAAUAGUAGUUUUUUCAUUGACAGUAAUGGGAUUUAGAUUGCACCCUUUGGACGUGAUUCAGAGGUACAUGCCUGUAGCACAUCAAAUAUAUUUUCUGCUUUUCCCAAUCAGUCAGAAGCUUCCUCCCCAGCCCUAUACCUCAAAUUGGCUUUUAAAACAUCAUUGAAAAAAGAGCAUUGUGGAUUUCUAUUAUGAGAGUUGCUGAUAGGAAAAUUGGCUGUAGUAAAUAGGCAAGUUACUGUUUUAUUAAUUCACACUAAACGAUCAAGUGCUUACAAAUGGGUGUUAUGUGGCACCUGUAUUAGUGCCAAUUCCGCUGAUCAAAGCAGUCAAAUGGGUACACGUAGGUCAGACGAUCUCGUAGGUGAACUGCUCCCAAGUUGUUAAGGGCAUUAUAUACUAAUAGUAACAUCUUGGGGUCGCAGGUGGCGCUGUGGGUUAAACCACAGAGCCUAGGACUUGCCGAUCAGAAGGUCGGUGGUUCGAAUCCCCGCGACGGGGUGAGCUCCCAUUACUCCUGCCAACCUAGCAGUUUGAAAGCACGAAGUGCAAGUAGAUAAAUAGGUACUGCUCCGGCGGGAAGGUAAAUGGCGUUUCCGUGCGCUGCUCUGGUUCGCCAGUAGUGGCUUAGUCAUGCUGGCCACAUGACCCGGAAGCUGUACGCCGGCUCCCUCGGCCAAUAAAUCGAGAUGAGCACCGCAACCCCAGAGUCGGUCAUGACUGGACCUAACGAACAGGGGUCCCUUUACCUUAUCUAACACCUUGAGCGCAAUCUGGUAGCAAAUGGGCAGUUCUCUGAGCACAGGUGUUCUAUACGCUACAAGACCUCAUCUGUGCUGCAGCAUUCUGCACUAACUGCAGCUUCUGGAUGAAGCGUGAGGGAAGCCCCACAUAAAGCACAUUGCAGUAAUCCUGUCUGGAAGCAAACCAACACAUGAACUACUGUGACAAGGCUUUCCAAGAACGGCCAUAGCUGUCAAGCCAGGCUCAGUUGGUAAAAGGCACUUCUAGCCAUUGAGGCUACCUGAGCCUCUCUGGUGACACACCUGGAGCCAGAAGCACCCCCAAACUGUGAAGCUGUUCCUUCAGGGUUUGCACAACCCUAUCCAGAGUAGGCAACUGGCCAAUUUUCUUCAGCCAAAUUGAUACCUUGUGUUAGAACGCCUUAGCACUAAAACGGAAGACAGAAGUGCCUGGCGUGCUCUGGUCCAUGGGGUCACGAAGAGUCGGACACGACUAAACGACUAAACAACAACAGCACUAAAACGAACCAAAAAUGUCACAGGUAGGGAUGUAAGAUGGCAUAGUUUUUCUUCACCCUAUAUUAAUUGUAUGUUACAAGGCAUUUGCAACCCUGUGAACAUUUGCUGAGGUUUAAGACCCACUGAAUUUUCCUGGACCCUAUUUUUGGAUAGGCAUCCCCAGGAUUGCUUUGUAAACGUUUUCAUUUGAGUAUUUUAGAUUUUUUUUAUUUCUGCUUCGCUGUUACUUUAAAACAUGCUAGAAUGAUGUUUGAAGUCCACUUUGGUUGUGCAGGAGGACCAGGCAGGUAAACCUGAGGCAGCUUGGUUGGAUGUGCCACUCUAGGGCUGAGAGUGCCUUUCGUCUCCUCAAGCCCAGCCAGGGGAACUGGAUUUGUGACACACAACUCCCAGAGCUGUUGUUUUCAUAUAUGGAGCCCACUUUCAGCUCUUCUUUCUGUUGCAACCAAAACAGCAGAGAGGCUUCCUCUGGCACCUUACAGACUAACAUGAGGCAGGUGCACAUUGUAUGCACACAGGUACACAUCUGGGCAGGCUUCAAGCUUGAGGGGCCCUGGGCCUAGUUCCCUUGUAACCUGGGCCAGUCCUCUGUGGGCUGUAAUGUAAUAUAAGCCUGUAAUAGAUGCUGGGGAACCACCAUUUUUAUUUCCUUCAAUGCCCCUGACAUUUUUCCACUGGAGGAAAAACAGCUGCAGGUGGCAGGCAACCUCUCUCUCUCGAAGCGCUGAUUACUGUUAUUAUGGUAGUGUUUUGGAGAUUUGUGAAUGCCAUUCAUUUGCAACGUACUCACUAGAGGGUUUUAUUAUCCUGGUUGCUGUUAUGCAGUAAAAAAAAUCCGUUCAGAGCUAUAAGGUGCAGCUACAUCGUUAACCAUUCUCCUAACAAACAGCUUUUGUGAGAGCUAUAAAACAAGUAAACUAACCGAGGCAUGAUUAUUUAGGAGACCACCUUUCCCCACAUACUUGUAAUCUCCUCUGUCUUCUGUGAGAGAAAAUGAAAUAGCACAGAAAAGAAAUGGUUGUAAAGCGCUUUGCACAUAUAAAAGCCGCAUCGUAUAUGAUAAAAAAUAAAUUGCUGCCCAUAUUUCAAAUGCGUUGUAUUUCAAAACCUACCUGCUUGGCUUUCAGACAGUCUUUGGGAGAGUUAAAUCAGCAACAGAUGGGGAAAUGAGAUUGAUGGGGUUUAUUUUGUUUUUCUGAGGUUAUUUGACCCAAGUCUUUGGGGUGGCUGGUUGAUAAAUAAAAUUCAUUAAAAACAUGAUGCAUUAUGCCUAUAUAUAUUUGACUAAAAGAAGAAACAAUUUAUUUCCUUUUAACUCAUGUAACCAGAUGUGAGCUGUGGCCAAGCAGAUUUCUUUUUUGUUUGUCUAAGCACAACAUCGCAGUAGAGACUGAACCAUGGUUACAGUUCAGAAGUAAUGGGGAAUUGUGGUUCUGCAAACCUGGUUGUCUUGCAGUGAAUCCAAGGACUGAGCUCCACAUUCUGGAAAAGGAUUCUGCCAUUUCUGAAUGCCAGUGGUGGUGUGCAUGGAGGAAAGGUCCUGAUUAACCAUAUCUCCUUGUUCAUGGGAAGCUAUUAUGGCAAGGAGAAUACUAACCUAGGUUUCUUCUCAGCAUGCUAAUCUCCUCUGUGCUACCUGGCCCUACCUGCUUCUGAACCCUCUUUCUGUUCUUCCUUGUUUGACAAAAGCUGCCACUCUAGAAACUUCCACUCCUCAAGCCUGUCAGGAUUAGGGAGCUCACCUCAUCACAACCUAUGCUGUUAAUGGUGGUAGAAAGUGGAACACAAACAUAGUAAACAUUGUGCAAGCCAUAAAGCUUGUGAACUGGGAGGAAGAAUGAAUUCUGCACAUUUUUUAGUGCUAGGUGUACCAUCUGCAUAUAAUGUGUGGAAUCCAUUAUUUAUAGGCAAGCGUGCAAUAAUGUUCUCUUCUGAUCUUUGCUUUUUAGUAUCAUUUUACGGCGAAAGCUAUGUGCAUUUAAACAUUGCCGAAUCGUCCUCAACAACUUCACUGAAAUUACGUUUUCAAACAAGCAGACCAGACGGGUUACUUUUUCUCGCUGCAGGAAAAGACAUUUAUUUUUUGGUGGAACUACAUUCCGGAAAUGUGCAGGUAAGAUUCUGUGCGAACAAAGGUGUCUUAUGAGCCAGACAAUUUGCCUGUCUAACUAAGCACUGCCAAUUUUGAAGGAACAGAAGGUCCUCCGCGACAAAAAUUACAUAUGCCAGCACUGGUAAAACCAAAAAAACGACCCGAACUUUCCAUUUCCUUUUGAUUGUGGCUCGUUUGCUUUGGUUUUGGCAGUGGCUCUCCAAGGUCUGAGGCAGGCACAUUCUCCAGCAAGACCACCAGGAGGAGCUGUUGUUGGAGGUGCAGUGCUGUGGAACUACCCUCCCAACGCUGGCAUUGCUGCUUCUUACCUGGACUAUGUGGGAAGGGGGCAAGGUAUCAGCAGGGUCCAGGGACAAGAGUGCUGGAUUGAUUCUGCCAGUGGGCCAUGCAGCCUGACCUUGCCAUAGCUCUGCUUUGCCCACACAUCAUUCAGGUAAGCAGCAAUGGUGCUGGCAGCAGGGGGUAGUUCCACGGCACCGCCUUACCAGUUUGGCCAUUCCUGAAGGCCAUUGAGAUCCUUUUUAACUGGCGAUGCCAGGCAUUGAACCUGAGGCUUCGAGCACAGAAAGCAUGAGUUCUGGGCCUUCCAGCAUUAGGUAAUGCAGGCUCCAUUUGAUUGAAAUUAAAGCUAUAGGAGCAGAUUCUAUGGUGUAUUUAUAUCUCAAUAUUAGGACCAAAUGGGACGCGGGUGGCGCUGUGGGUUAAACCACAGAGCCUAGGACUUGCCAAUCAGAAGGUUGGUGGUUUGAAUCCCCAUGACAGGGUGAGCUCCCGUUGCUCGGUCCCUGCUCCUGCCAACCUAGCAGUUCGAAAGCACGUCAAAGUGCAAGUAGAUAAAUAGGUACCGCUCCGGCGGGAAGGUAAACGGCGUUUCCGUGCGCUGCUCUGGUUCGCCAGAAGCGGCUUAGUCAUGCUGGCCACAUGACCCGGGAGCUGGACGCCGACUGCCUCAGCCAGUAAAGCGAGAUGAGCGCCGCAACCCCAGAGUCGUCCGCGACUGGACCUAACGGUCAGGGGUCCCUUUACUUUUACCUGUUAGGACCAAGGCACAAAAGACUGCUUAUGCCCUGCUCAUUUCACAUGAGCGCUAGAUACGUAUACUGGAGCAACUAUUGACACCUUUCCUUAUCAUGAAGCGGAAUGCUGUUUCUAGGACCUUUCAACUAUAAGCCAUCUGUUCUUCCAGAAUAAGAGCGUCGUUUCAUGGUACAGACAGGGAUGCUUUGAAAGUGGUUAGGAACUACAGUCAUUCACAUAAGGCCAUGGCCAUCGUUGCAGCUAGUGAACUAAACCACAUCGCAUGGCUUCUUGGGUGCGGUGGUGCCAGUUGAAUGACUGCAGGAGGUUUUGGAGGGGGAAAUGUAGAUGGCACAUUUUAUUAUUCAUUUGUACGGCAUCAACUGACUUUGUGGAGUUCUCAGAGCUGCAGUACGUAUUAGGUCCUGAUCCAAAGGACUUUACAUUCUGAAGUUCUGUGGCUACUCUCUUUCAAAUGGCAACCCCAAAAGAAAAUGGGAAGAUAAGGUAAUCUUGAGCUUUACCAGUGCUAAUUCAUGCAGUUCAUGUGACAUGGAUAAAGUUCCAUGAACAUGGAAGACACUAUAUUUGUAAAUGCAUAAAUAAUACAGAAAGCAUGGUUUAAAUUGCAGUUAAGUGAUCAGGGCUAAGAUUGCAUCAUGCACUUGAAAUGCUUAUCGAUUGAUCUGAAAUAUUUAUUUAUCACCUUUCUACUUUGUUUUAAAGUGCUUCAGGCAAGUUAUUUCCUUUCUUAUCCUAGUCUGGUUCAGAUGCAAUGCUAAACUAUGACUUAGUAUAGGGGGUAGGCAACUUUGAAGAUCUAUUUCUUUUAAAGGCAAGGUGUCUGCACUGAUCCCAAGAGUUGCCUCGUAUUUAUAUCUGUGUUUCAUGCAUGCAGUUAGUUUAGGCUGCAAUUUUAAGUGCACCUACCUAGGAGUAAGACCCAUUGAACCUAGUAGGACCUACUCCUGAUUAGAAAUUGUUGUGCUUAUGCUGUUUGUUAUCUUUUCCUUAAUGCAUUUCCUAACUCACUGGAAUAAUUAAAACUAUAUCCCUUUUUCUGUAGGUGAGAAUCAAUCUUGGAGCAGGAGAACAAGUCCUCCGUUCCCAAGGAAGUUCCCAGCUGAAUGAUUUAACGGCGCACCUUAUAGAAGUCCAUUGUGAAAGAGAUAACGUUAUACUGGUGACUAACAAAAAUGAUCAAGCUGCCACAAAAUUGCCCGGUGUCCUGUUUGAACUAAACUUUCAACACGGCCUCUAUGUUGGCGGAAGUGGUGACCUUGAUGUUCCUUACCUCGAUGGCGCACAAACAAAUUUCCGGGGAUGCAUUGAAGAUGUGAUAUUUAACCAGCAUGACAUCCUGUCAUCCCUGAGACCUUCUCCUAGGUUUAAAAAUGUCCACGAAGUGUCACUGGGCUGCAGCGAUGAAUUUUUUGCAGGCGAAGAGGAACCUAUUAGUUUCUUUAGCUCAAAGUCGUAUGUUUCUUUUCCACUUUGGAACACCCAGACUGAAAGAGUCUUUGAGUGUACAGUGCAGACCACAGCUCAGAGAGGCUUGCUGCUGUACAGUUCCGGUCCAGCAGGAGACUUCGUUGGAAUGGAAAUUGAAAAUGGUCUAAUUAAAGCUCAUCUUGGAAAGGGAAAGAACAGAUUUCAGCUUUCUUCCCUUAGCCCUGUCAAUGAUAGCCAGUGGCACUCUGUCAAACUGAAAAUCUCUGCAAAAUAUAUUGAACUCAUGCUAGGCAAGGAAACAGUGAAAAAAUCAUUACCCUCACACACUAAGCUUCCUGUCCUUAAGGAGGCCUUUUAUGUAGGUGGAGUAAAUGAUAUUAUCCGUGCCAGAGUGCUGAAGCUGGGGUUAACCUCACUUUCUGGGAGAUAUGCUCAAGGGGGAUCAUUCAGAGGCUGCUUGAGAGAUUUGAAAAUUAACUCGGAAAGGAAAUCCUUGAAGGAUGUUCUUGUGACUAAGGAUAUUUCACCAGGAUGCAAAACCAAAAGCGCCUUUAGUACAAAUCCAGUUGUAGCACCUGAAAAACAACCUGUUGGAACAGCAGCUUCCAUGUCUGCUGUCAGUGCUGUAGCAUCCAAACUCCAUGGGAAAGAGAGUCACGACCACUUUGUAGUUGUAAACAACUUGAUUGUUCCAGAGGGUGGGCAAGCAGCGCUUGAAUCUAAGCACAUUAAAGUCAACGUCGAAUUCAAGAAAUUAGGGAUUCGGCAGUCGCAAAUCCUUUUUAAAGUUAAAGACCAGCCAUCUCAUGGCUAUUUGAGGUUGGAUGUUGAGUCAGAGCAGGAAGAGUCUACAUUCACCAUGCUAGAUUUAUGGCAAGGCAGAGUUCUGUACGUCCACAAUGGCUCUGAGGAAAGCUAUGAUUAUUUUACUUUCUCAGUUUCUACGAGCAGUAAAAAAGAGAUGCCUCCAUAUUUGCAAGGAAACAAGAACUACAUGUUCACCAUUACGGUGAAGCCAAUAAAUGAUGCUCCAGAGCUCACACUCCCCAAUGGAAACUUGUUUCUUCUGUUUGAGCACUCAAAGAAAUGCCUGGGUGUAGAUUCAAUAAAUAUUUUGGAUGAUGAUACAAGUGCUGCUGAUCUCGUUAUUACAGUCCUGAAUGCAGAUGCUGGGUUUCUAGAAAAUUCCAAGAUGCCUGGCAAGGCCAUUACUGCCUUUCCUUACAGAGACUUACAAAAUGGUAAUGUUUUCUUUGUCCACACUGGAGCCAAGAACUCCAGGAUUGUUCUGCGAGCGAGCGAUGGGGAAAAAGUCAGCAACACGGUUGUGUUGCGUGUCAUGGCAGUUCCCUUAGAGUAUAAGUUGGUCAACAACACGGGGGUGGAUACGCUACAAGGCGAAGCAGCCUUGAUCAGACCCAGCAAUCUGGCCAUCGAAACAAAUGCCUUCCAACAAGAGCUGGAUAUACGAUACGAGAUCACAGAGCCGCCCCGUUAUGGAGAAAUUCAGAGACAGCAAGCCGGUGGAGAAUGGAAAGAGGCAAACUCUUUUUCUCAACGCUCCAUUGAACGUGGCCGCGUGAGAUAUGCUUCUACCUUCAAAGAGAUUCUGCAAGAUAAUCCCCUUGAACAUUUUAAAUUCAAAGUUAGCAUUGGCAGCAAAAGAAGCGAAGAGUUUCUGUUCCCGGUCAUGGUGAAAUGGUUGAGGUACAAUUUAUUGAGACAUGUGCCACUAGUAAUUGACAAAUCAAAGAGGGAGUACCUUAGCUCAGAUUAUCUUCUUGCUGUGCUAGGAAAAGUAGAAGUGCCAGGAAAUGAACUUUAUUACAAGUUGCAGUCCUUGCCUGAGAAAGGAAACCUUCUACUUUAUAACACACCUUUGCAAAUAAAUUCAACAUUUAGCCAGCAGGACAUUUCUGAUUAUAACGUAGAAUAUCAGUUAACAGAGUGGCCCCGCGAAGAAACGGAAGACUCGUUUCGAUUCUUAAUUUCUACAAAAUAUGUGGAGUCAAAUAUCUAUGAUUUCAGAAUCAGCAUUAAAGCAGACCCACGGAACAUUCUUUUGACGAACAAUGGCCUCAGUGUUCUUGAGGGUGAAGGGAAACUGAUCACGAAAUCAGAAUUAUUUGCACAGACCUUCACCAAUAAGACCUUCCAAUAUAAAGUUACAAAGAGUCCGCGUCAUGGAAAGUUGAUGCUUAUUAAUCUUUCAGAUUCCCAGGAAAGUAACAAUAACAUUAGCAGUUUCACAGAUCUGGAUAUAGUUGGUAGAUAUCUCAUGUAUGUACACGAUGAUUCUGAGACGCAAUAUGAUGAAAUCCAUAUCACAGCAACUGCCAAGGAGUUGGAGGAAAAGGUGAGCUCAGACUCAGAAAUGGAACCCCCUUUAUCAGCAGAGAUCAAAUUUAACAUUUCUGUCCAGCUGAAAAAUGAUGAGAAACCACUUCGUGUCAUAGAUAAGGUAUUUCAUGUUGUUAAGAAUGGAAGGAAACUGCUGACCUUGGCUGACCUUUGCUACCAUGAUCCCGAUACUGAUUUUGAUGAUAAUCAGUUAUUGUACACCAGGCGUGGCAUUCCUAAUGGAGACUUGGUUUUCGUCAAUGAAACGUCUCGUAGGCUGUAUCAGUUUAAGCAAGAGGACCUGGCACAAAGGCGAGUCCUGUUUAUGCAUCGUGGGGCAGACUACGGUCGCUUUGUGCUGUUUGUAACUGAUGGGAAGCACUAUACUUCCUCACUUCUCGAAGUAAGUGCUUCCGACCCUUAUGUCCGUCUAGCAAACAACACUGGGUUAUUGAUCCAGAAAGGACGAGAGGGAGUGAUCACCACAGCUAACUUGAGCGCUGCCACGAACCAAGAUAUUAGAAGUGAACACGAAAUUACAUUUGAGAUCUCUUUACCUCCAAAGUAUGGGCAGGUCUUGGUAAAUGAUUUAGCAGUGGGCACUUUCACUCAGCAUGACCUCAAAGUAAGGCACGUGACAUAUAGACAUGACGAUAGUAACAAUUUGGUUGACACAUUUAACUUUACAGUUUAUGCUAAAGGUGCCAGGUUGGAUGCCGAAAUGAACAUCCGCAUAUUCUUGGAAAGUCAUCAGCGUCCACCAGUGAUCGUAAAUAACGGCAGACUUUUGGUUGAGGAAGGGAAACCAGUCAAGAUCACUAAAGGGAAAUUGCUGGUAAGCUGAAGUUGUCUAAUCAUUUUAACAAUAUAUCUUGAAGCCCAGUGUCAGGUGGCAGAGGAACCAACCCCCUACGGCAGGUUGCCAGGAACGGAUAAGACAAGGAAAAGUCCUUACCGACUGCUUUUUAUUCAAUGUUUACAGAGAGAGGCUUGGAAUGCAGCCCCUUAGAGUAAUAUUGUUGUCCCAAGUGACUCUCCACCCCCUUUUUCUUCCACUUCCUCAUUUGUCACCUUCUCCCCUACCGGUGGCCAGAGGGCCCUUUGCUUCUGAGCCCUUUGCUUUCCCACUUUCAAGGCUCGCCGGGUUCUUGGAGAGGAGGGUUUGGAAUGCUUUCUAAAGACACUGUGUCCAUCAGCUGUUGCCCUCAUGGUGCUUCCUCUUCCUCCUCUCCCAUUAUUUCCCAGCUUUCCCCCUCUGAUCUGUGACCUCCCUCAAACCCCUGUUGUAAUUCUGAACUGUCUCCUUCUUCUCUGGAAGGGUCAGGCUAGGGAGGCGGUCUCCCCCAUUCCUCCUCUGCCCAGUCCCUGACACCCAGAGGGUUAGCCAAGCGGAAAUGUGACCCAUGAGCUGAAAAAAAAAGGUUCCUGUCCCUGUUAUUAGUAGGCGUGAUGCUUCUUGUCUUAAUGCUCACUAUUUUGCAAGCAUUGGUGUUUGAGCUCUUGAGUGAAAGAUUGUAUGGUCCAUUUUUAAAAUACUUUGGGGUUGUUGUUUUUUAAAAGGCAGGGCAAGCAUAGUUCAGUGGCUGAAUACACUGUAUUCGGAUAUCGCAUAGCAGUGCCUGGAGCCUGGAAAGGAAACCCUCAGAGUGGACAGCACUGGGCUACAGGGACCAAAAGUCUGACUCCGUAUAAGUCAGCUUCAUACAUUUGUAUUCUGUGCCAGAAUGCAGAUUAUAUGCAUGCAUAGUUUAGCAACAGCUGCCCAAAUGGUGCUGUGUCUCUACCCUACCAACUCUGCACCAGCAAGCAGCUUUUACAAAGAGCCUUGGACAGACUCAGUGAAUAAUCUCAUAGAUGGAGGAGUGUUGUGUUGUACUUUCUAAGGAUUAAAUGUGAAAACUGUUUUAAAAGAAAGAAGGUGGUUAUUCUAUGCUUUUCAUGUGCUUUUCAAGGUUGUGCAUGAAAACAGUUUGCCAUCAGAGAUAGAGUUCAAAGUAAGGUCAUCUCCAAUGUAUGGGUACCUUCGGAAGUUUGCAUCAGAGGAAGGCUACCUCGGAGCAGAAGAAAAUCCAGUUUUGUCCUUCAACCAGGAAGAUAUCAAUGAUGGUAACAUCCAAUAUGUGCAGACUGUCUCUGGCCAACUCCAAGACUGGCUUUCCUUGGACGUGACCAAUGGAAUUCGGGGACUCAGUGGAAUAGAAAUUGCUGUGGACAUCAUUCCAAAAGUGAUCCCAUUAGAAGUACACAACUUCACAGUCACCGAAGGGGGUUCGAAAAUCUUGGAUGAAGAUGUUAUAAAAAUCCCUAAUAGCCAUUUUGCAGGGCUCAAAUGUGAAUUUGGUUUGAUUGAGCCACCGAAACAUGGGCGGAUUGCAAACUCUAACUUUCCUGGAAUGGCACUGGCUCAAUUUACCAGAAAACAGGUGAGAUUACUGAAAACACAAUUCUGUUUUAAAUUAUUCUUUAAAAAGCAGUUCAGAUUAUUAUUUGGGAACUGUAUAACUGGGAGUGGUCAAUAUUCCAUUGAUCUGGACAGUAUGUUGCUUCUGACAAUGAGAAACCUCCCACAUUUUAAAGAAACAUAUUGUCUUCCAUUAUUGUAUAUUGUAUUGUUUAUUGCAUAUAAAACAGGACAAGAAUGAUGUGAAAAGUAACAUGACAGUUACUUAGGUACAUGUAGUGGUUGAAUCCUUGCAGUUUCAUUUUUGGAACAGGCUAGAUUCUUAAUUUGGUUACUCUCCCUUUUCAGCUAGAACAAGGAUUCAUCUUCUAUAUUCAUGAUGAUAGCGAACAGCUGCUUGACAAUUUCACCAUCAUAGCAAACAGCACAGAACUGUGGAAGCAAAGCUUGCCUCAAAUGGUAUUUGUGACUAUUUCACCAGUAAAUGAUGAACCCCCUGUUAUAAGGCGAAACAAAAUACUUCGGGUAAGACCUGCAUUAUUUCCAAAGUUUUUCAUCUGGGUUAUUUGUGCCUUAUUUCUGUAAAAGACAGCAUGCACAGCUAGAACUGAAAAGGUCGUCCUAAAUUCUGUAGAAUUACCUUACAUGCAUGGAAAACAUUGGCUAGUAUCCAGUUAAGUUUUAUUCAAAGUGGAGCCAUUGAAAUUAAGGAACCUAAUUUAGGCCCCAUCUGCGCUACACAUCUGAAGCCGUUUCAUACCACUUUAAACAGUCAUGGCUGCCCCUAAAGAAUCAUGGGAAUUGCAGUUUGCUAAGGGUGGUGAGAGUUGUUAGGAGACCCCACAGAACUAUUAUUCCCAGACUAACCUGGAAAGAGAGAUUGAGUCUUAAAUCAUGCUAUGCUUUAAAAUGCUUCUCCAUAUUUAAUACCCCAACCCUCUGGUAUUCAAUAGAUUUGCCCUUUUAUCCCUUCACAACGUUUGUAACCCUCCCCUGAGUUAUUUCCAACUUGUGCAAUGUGCUGUUAGAUAUUCUGAAGGAGUGGUUAAUUCAGCAACGAUCAGUCAUUUUGACAAUUUACCAUUUGAAACUUUCUUCACCUUUUCCUUUUUGGAAAAGGAGUGAAUGAUUCACAAGCCCCUUUUAGUCAAAAGAUUAAUCACAUGUUCAUGAUUGGCCUCUUGGGGAGUGAUAUACGGUAUGUGGCUUCUGUUUUGGAUUAUUAAGCCUUUGAAUAUAUUCUAAGCAGAAUUGGUCUCCUAUAUCCUGCCUGUUUCAAGUUAGCAGGAAUGCAAUUUUAUCUAGAUGGCAUCAACUUGGAUCCUCACUAUCCUUUCAUGAGUGCAAGGCCUCUUUCCAUUUCUGGAGGAAACUGAGACCCUCUUUCUCUGCUAGAGAAACCAGGGGUAGUGCAACAUUUUUCACUGAUCUCCCCUUCCCCAUCCAGAUCGUCUGCUUUGUGUGCAGAAUAUCCCAGGUUAAAUCCCUGGCAUCUGCAGGUAGGGCAGGGAAUAUUCCUUUCCUGAAAAUCUUAGAGAGUUGCUGCCAUUCAGGGAGAUAGUACUGAGGUAGCUGGACCAAUGGUCUGUCUGGGAGCCAGUGUGGUGUAGUGGUUAAGAGCGGUAGACUCGUAAUCUAGAGAACCGGGUUCGCGUCUCCGCUCCUCCACAUGCAGCUGCUGGGUGACCUUAGGCUAGUCACACUUCUCUGAAGUCUCUCAGCCCCACUCACCUCACAGAGUGUUUGUUGUGGGGGAGGAAGGGAAAGGAGAAUGUUAGCAGCGUUGAGACUCUUUCGGGUAGUGAUAAAGCGGGAUAUGAAAUCCAGACUCCUCUUCUUCUUCUGCCCCAGUAUAAGAGAGCUUCCUAUGCUCUUAUGUCGCACACUACUCCAGAAAGUUCCCCAACCUUCCAGAACAGAUUUUCAAGAAGCCACAGGAAGCAGAGGGGAGGGAAGAUCUGCUGCUUCCCAUUCACUUAGUUAGGAUCUAAGGUGGCCAUCAUUUCAAGCAUAGGUACAGAAGUUCAUCAGUAGUACAGUAGUAUAUCUGUAUAACCACAAGGGGGACAUGUUUUCAUUUUUGUGGAAGCUUCUCCAGUCAUCAGAAAACAGAAUCAUAGAAUUGUAAUGUGAGAAGGUGCCCUGAUGAUGGUUCAUACCAUUUUAGUAUUUAAUUUAAUUGUACAGCAGUGAGGCGUAAACACCCCCACCCUGAUCUAGAAACAUCCCCAUGAAAGCAGAUUCAGUUCAAAGCAGGUGACUUUUUUAGAGUAAUGUUUAGAAUUUAAAGAAUAAAUAGACAGAAUUAAAUGAUUGUGGAUACAUUUUGAGCUUUGGAUAUCCAUGAACUCCAACAAUCCCUUGUACGGUGGCAUAAUUUAUACUCCCUCCCUCAGAUCCACUCAAGUAAAAAAAAAGAGAGAAAAGAAUCUGGUAUUAUAUUUGUAGAAUGUGUUGAGACAAAACUAGGAAAACAGAUAAUGAUCCUUUUUUGGAAUGCCCUGAAGUUUAUGGGCUGGGCCAUGAGGAAGGUAGUAAUAUAAAGAUUGGGAAUCCAUGGCAGUCCACAAGUUGUUGGGCUCCCCCACUCCCAGAAGGCAUGGACAGUUACAGCCCCACAAACUCUGGAGGGUCACAGAUUCUCCAGCCCUGCUUUAAACCCGUUGAAAUCAGGACUCAGUCAUAAAAAACAUGUCCCAUCGAUUUACUCAGAACAGACCUGUUGAAAUUAAUGCACCUAACUUAGCCAUUAAUUUCCAUGGGUCUCCUCUGAGUAAGACAUAGUUGACUAUGACCUAUGUAACAGAAUACAACAAUAACACUGAUGAAAUCAAAUCAGUAGAGAUGGAGGGAGGAGUUUGGGGAUGGGGGGUGAAGUGAAAGGGACAAAAAAGCCUGGUUAUAAAGGGGCAUAUAUAUGCAUGCCAAAAAUACGAUCUUCUUCAAGCAAAUGUCUCCCUGUAUGAUGGCUACAUCCAUUUCUAAGGGUUUCCUGCCCACGUUGGAUUCAGUGACAUCUGGCAUGUCUUAACCAGUUAUGUUUGGUUAGUAACCACUGUAAUACUGUAGUAACACCUUUCCAGGAUUUGGGGAGAUGGUAAACACCCACUGUGGCCCCAGAGUUACGUUACAACAAUAGAAAAAUUCAAUAUUAAAAUCAUUUCAUCAUUUUGAAGACAUUGAGGUUUUUAAAUUUUCUCUGGGCACAGGAAAGCAGGAAGCUGGAGAGUUAAUUUUAAUUUUGCAAUACUGGAUCAUUUCUUAUGGCAAGGGGUUCCUAUUUGCUUCCCGUCGAGAAGGGUUGCAACUAGACAUUUCUGCACAAUAACCUACAUUCUUUCUUCUUUCCCUUUUUGAGGCAGGCGCUACUUUAUUGUCUCACUCUAAACACACAUUCUGGUGAUCCCAUUUCACAAUUAAAGUAUCUGUUUUCCCUUAGCAGAGGCAUCAUCAGGUAUCGUUUGAUGUGGUGGCGGUGUUUCUGUUGAAUUCAACAUGAGAAUGAAUUUUGUCAAAGAUUGCUGUGGUUCUUUUAAAUAUUACAUGAAACCUUAUUGCCCAACAGCAGCUUAACAUCUGACGUGUUCCUUCGUGAUGAGGAAGGGGCUACAAUAAAAUGUGAAAUUAUAAGUAUGUACAAAGGAUGAAAGACAAAAGAGGGAGACAUUAGCCUUUGCAUGAAACAGUGAUAAUCCUGUGUCAACAUGUGAGCAGAUCCACAUCGAUUAGUUCUGCCUCUGACAUCAUGGAUGCCAGAUUACCUCUCACCCAAUAUCUGUACAUCUAAUGUGAAUGUCGGGUGGUGCAAGCCCGCUUGCAUGAUAUAACUCCCACUCACCCAUUGAUUCAGCCCAGGAGCAUUUCUUGUGAAUGGUGCUAUUGGGCGUAGGGUGUCUUUUCUCAGUCGUUAGCUUCAUUCAUUUUCUUUUGCAAUGCUUGCAUUUGUUCUGAAAUGUUGUGGCCAGGGUACAAGUAACUGUGAGUGCAGGGGCAGUCGUUUGCACUUCUCAAAUUGCAGUCCCUGUUUCCAUCCGAGGCCACCACCACCAGUGACGGGAAUUUCCGAAACAGUUUGUGAUAACAACAUACUGAUGGGACAGUCAAUCCCCAGAUGUCUCUUCCGGGUUUAUCCUUAUAUAUUUAUAACCAGAGCAACAAUAUUUAGUUAAUUGAUCAGAGUAAUUGAAUAAAAACAAUUUGAGGGGAUUGUGCAGAAGUGGAGACUUUGAUACUGUCCCAGGAGAAGAUUAUCUUGGAGGUCCAGAAUUAGGUGUGAGCAAGACCCCCUAGCAUGAAGCAAGUUUCCGUGACUGUUUUACCAGUGACGUGGAAGAGACUGGGGGUCGGGGAGGUGGUGAAGAGCUGGGAAUCUGUGUUGCAAGCAGUACUGAGGACCAUAGCAAGCCUGUUAUUGCGCCAGAAAGCAGACCUACUGAAUAGGGAAGCCAAGGUCUAGUUUGGGAGAUAUUUAGCUCUUUGAGGCAUUGCAGAAAUGCUAAGUGGGCUCAGAGUAGGCUUAUAAGAAAGGGAGUUCCCCUCACAUUUUUAAUGAACUAAAAAUAUGGCCCUGAUUAUACAGUCAUACCUCGGGUUGAAUGCGCUUUGGGUUGAGCGCGUUUGAGUUGCGCUCCGCGGCAACCCAGAAGUAACGGAGCGCGUUACUUCCGGGUUUCGCCACUUGCGCAUGCGCAGGCGCUCAAAAUGACGUCAUGCGCAGAAGUGGCGAAAAGCGACGUACGCAGACGUGCCAUCGCUAGUUACGUUUGCUUCUAGAUGCGAACGGGGCUCUGGAACGGAUCCUGUUCGUAUCUAGAGGUACCACUGUAAUAGGGCAGCAGAUUGUAUUUUAUCUUUUAAAGUAAUUUUUACUGUGAGUACGUAUAAAGAUGUUUAGAUGUUGAAUGAGGGAAGUAUUGUUUCCUGUGCAUGAGAAAAGGGGGAACUGGCCUUCAAAGGUGAUUUGAUUUAUUAAAUCUGCAUAAAUUUUUGCAUUAGAAAAAUAAUAGUUUUAAAGAAGAAAACCAUACUUUGCUGUUAGAUGAUGCACACAGAAGACAUCAACUUAGAAGAAGCAUUCUCCCAUCUUUCUCACACAGAAUGGAACACCUCUUCAGGAAUGACAUACAUAUAUGCAGUUUAAAAAGUUAAUUAAAAUCUGCUGCCCCCAUUUUUUCCCCCAGUCAGUCAGAAGUAACAUCUCCAAAGAGCCAUCACGAGCUGACUUGUCAAACAGUAAUGAGGUGGCCUUUCUUUUAAGCCAGCUUUGUUAUUUGCUCUUUGAUGUUGCAGACACUUUUCCAUAAUUGUCACACAGCUGCUGCUAGAUGGAGCCAGCUUCAUUGUGUGGCAGGGGGGAAAAUGCCGCAAACUGGAGAACAGAGCAGCCUCCGAAAAAACCAGAAAUUAGUCAUGUCUGAUGAGUAUGCAUUUAUGACAAGGCUUAGCGGAUUGGCUAAAGAGCGGUUUGGGGAUGGGUCAAGAAAGCUUGCAGAACAGCAGGCAAACCCUGGCCCAGAGGGGUAACUUCUUUUAAUCCCUUGCAUCAAGAACAACAAAAUGUUGUGGCACCUUAAAGACUAACAGAUUUAUUGCCGCAUCAGCAUGUGUGUAUGUUUCUUUUCCCCUUUUCCCUUUUACUAUCUUGCGGCCAUGUGCACAUUGCAAGUGGAUAUCCAAGGUAUUAUUGCUUCUGGCAUUCUUCCAAGCCAUUUUCUUCUGGCGCCUUUCUUUUGACCCAGACUGUGAGGUGCAGAGCAUCAGCAUUAGCCCAUCUAUUUCCCUGUUUGUUUCAGUCAUAGAUUGGCCUGCAGUUCUAGACUUCAAUGAAACACUGCUGCUAUUGAGAUAGGUAUCGAGACAGAGUGAGUCACGCAGACUAUCUUUGUAAGCAUUCAGCUGCUCUCAGGCUAUACACAAUUCCUUCUCCUACUGGUUCAAUAUCUUAUUUAAGUCUUUGUAGUUUGAAAUGAUUUUAAUGAUGGACCUUCCUAGGUCUUGCCAACCUGCUUUAGUUGCAAAGCUGUACAUUUAACCACUUGGGGUAACCGGAAUCAAUUUGUGUAAUUAUUUCCUGUUUUUCUCUUGUGUGUAUGUGUGGUUUUUUUUAAAGGUCUGGGUGGGAUCAGUCACUGAAAUAACUGUGAAUGACCUCUGUGCAGAAGAUAAAGAUUCUUCUCCCGCAGAACUCUUGUACUCUAUUUCUCCUCCAAGCAAUGGUCACUUGGCACUCAAGUCUUCUCCAAACAAAAGUACCCUUAAUUUUACCCAAGCUCAUAUUGAGGAAGGACAGUUAGUGUUUGUCCAUAAUGGUAUGUCAUGUUCAUGUAUCAGCUGUUGAGUGUUGUGAUUUAUUUUUUGGAUAUAUCUCUUACAUUUUAAUUCAUUUAAGGAUGCCGGUAUAACCCAACAUAAUAAUAUAGGACAGCCUUGGCAAAUCUGGUGCCCUCCAGAUGUUUCGAACUACAGCUCCCAUCAGCCCAAGCCAGCAUUGAUGUCAGAUGGAAAUACAUACUAAAAACUCAGAAAUCUGGAAGCUAAAUUUUAAGACAAGUAAAACCCCCAUGGAAAUUAUUCUGUCCAUAUUCCAUUGAUAUGAAAGUGGGAUAUGGGAGGAGCAAUGGUAUACUAUAUGACACUUCUCAAUCACCUUACAAAGAUUGCUCAAAUUUUCUUUUUUCUUUUGCAAGCCUAACAAUUCCAGAAGAAUAAGGGUGCUGAAUGAAAAGUGUAGUCGUGACUUGCUACCACCCGAGUCAUGCAAACCAGACCUCCACCACCCAUCCCAGUUUGCAUAUAAGUGCUAAGCCAAACCAUGGCAUAGUGUGACCGUGUGAGUGUGAAAGGUUUUGGAGAGGACAUCCCUGCUACUUUGCUCUGCUUCCAGUUCUGGUACUGGUGUGAAGCUGUGAGCUAAGCCAUAGGUUGGCUUAGCUUGUUGUCUCAACUCAAGCUCAUGGUUGGUCUCCUCCAGACAAAACAAGAUCGAUAGGCAAGGCUUGUUUUUGGUUUCCAGCUUGCAGUUUGACUGGAAGAGACCAACUACAUGCCUGGGUUUAGAUGACAGACGAAGGCAAGCAUGGCUUCUCUUUCUGCAGUCCAUCAGGAUGAUCAAACUUGCCAUGAUCUCUUCAGAAGCCCACAUUCUUGUUCAUAUGUGCUAAGCUAUGGUUUGGCUUAGCAGUACGUGCAAACUGAGCCAUUGUCUGUCCCUUUUCCAUUGGAUCUCUUUUGAAUUCUGAAAACUUCUGAUGCAUUACGAACUAAUCCCACCUUCUGUAGAUAAUGCCACAAUAAUUUGUCUUGUUUACUCCACUGAGUAGUAAGUAGAGUCCAUCACCCACUCAGAUCUUUCACUUCGAUAUGGACACCAGAACAUAGGGACCCAGUCCACAUGUCAUGGUAAACCAUAGUUAAUAAAACACAAAAAAUACAUUUCCUGGACUGUAUGUCUCCCUCCAAUAAUAUAUGGAGGAAACAAACUGCGUUCCCUGGCUUAUCAUUAUGACCAAGCAAGGCAUUUUGGUUUGGUUUGCUUGCAACAAAUGACAACCAACGAGUCAAGAACAAACCUUAGCUACUUAUCAUGGUUUGUUGAUGGUAAAACAAACCACAAUUCAUGGUUCAGAUAACGAUUAGCUGGGGAUCGUGGUUUGUUUCAUCGGUAUGCUAGCAGGGAGGAACAAACAUACCAGAAAGGAGCAAUUGUGGUAAACCUUCAAUUAUGGCUUACCAUGAUAUGUGAACGAAUCUGCUGACUGAAAACACUGAAGUUCAGAUUUUUAAAAAAGAAUAAAAAGGAUUCCAUUGUCCAAGUUCCACUUGUAGGUACAAAGAUUGUCUGUACAUAGAAACCCAUCAUAGUCAUUCCAGAUUUAUAUAUUUUUUUCUUAGUUACUUAGUUUUACUUUCAGAAGUUUCUGGAUAAUUUUUGUUGUUAUAAGAGUCUAUCCAUCUUCCCUCAGGGACCAUGUCUGGAGGCUUCAAUUUUCAAGUGACAGACGGUCUGAACUUUGCACCUCGACAAAUUUUUAGCAUCACAGCUCGAACUCUGGUUAUUCGCUUAGAAAAUAACAAUGGACUGGCUGUCUUUCCAGGUGAGACUUUAUAUUUUCAUUUUUAAAUAUCCAGGAAAUAAGAAUAAACUCUGGGGCUAUGGAAUGUCUAACCCAAUAUUCAGUGUUUAGCUCUUACUUUAUGAGAAAGGAAAAAGGGUUUUGGGUGUUGCAAACAUGGAGCUCCCACACCAUGUUAUAAAACAGGAAGCUGCUUUGCAUCAAACCAGCCCAUUGGUCCAACCUGUUCAGUAUUGCUUGCUCUGAUUGGCAGUAGCUCACAAGAGUUUCAGAAAGGAGUGUUUACCAGCUGCACCUGGAAAUGUCAGGGAUUGGACCUGGGGCCCUUUAUAUGCAAAGCAUGUGCUUCACUGAGCUGUAGCCUGCCCCUAAGCUGGGGGUUGAGGGCCUGUGGUCCUCCAGAUGUUGAUGGACUACAACUCCCAUAAUCCCUCACCAUUGACCAUGUCGACUGGAGCUGCUGGGAGCUGGAACCCAAGAACCUUUGGAGUAUCACAUGUUUCCCAUUCCUGCCUUUCCCAACCUAGUGUCCUCCAAAAAUUGGACUCCCAACUCUCAUCAACCCCAGCCAGCUUAGGCAAUGGUCAGAUAUAAUGGGAGUUGUAGUUCAAUGGGAGUUGUAGUUCAAUGGGAGUUGUAGUUCAAGUUGUAGUUGACUUUAGGUCAACAAUAAUUAAUAUCUGGUAAUAGUUAUAUGCACAUUCACUCAAGUCACGUAUGAACUCUCUCAAAGACUAUAUAUUGUCAGACCCUAUAGGUGGAUGCUGCUAACAUGAGACAUUCUGUAUGUUUCCCAUUAUGAAUCCUAAAUCUUGGAAGCAGAGGAAUAUAUGAAAUUCUCUCUCACACACACACAAAUUUACUUAAUUUGCGUAAUUCAGUAUGCUUACAACAUUUGGGUUUUACUUUGGUUCAGCAUAUUUUUAUUUAUAUAUUUAUUUUAUUUACAACAUUUGCACAAUUCACAAUAACUUAAUGUUCUCUGGGUGCUGAACAGUAAAAACUACCAACCAUGAAAAUAAAAUGCAGAGCUGCUCAUAAUGAGCUGAUUUAACAAAAGAAGCAAAGCAUGAGACUUGGGUUUCAGUCUGAAUAAAUGUGAUCGUAUUAAGCUGCAUGGGUAAGGCUUUUAAAAUCUAAACCCCUGUCCCCGCAGUUGCUUUUGGUCUUCUGAGAUAGCUCCAGGCAUUAGCUUUUAUAGGGGUUUUUAUGGUAAGCCAAAGAUAAUUAUAAGCAAACUAUUCCUGGUGCAGUUUUGAAGGAGCCGUUCCACUAUUCCACUUUCCCCAUGUGAGAAAAGUAAUGGAUCUCUCCAUACAUUCAGCUCUGCUCUGCUAGGGCUGCAAUAACUGCCAAGAUUUUCUCUUGAGCACUUUUUGAGUUAGAAAAGUGCUCAUAUAAAUUAAACACAGCUUUGGCUACUUUGAUUCACCUCUCAGUUGUCCUGCAUUUCUUAGACCAGGCUCUGCCAAGAUGGCGCCUUCUAUAUGUUUUGGACUACAACUCCCAUCACCUCCUGCCUGCCCGCUCUUGGUUGUUGUAGUCCAAAAGUUGACAAAAGCUGUCUUAGGCUUUCUUGCAGUCUUCCUUCCCCCCUGUUUUUGUUCAAUUGUUAUUAAACAAAUGAAAAUCUCUCAAAUAUGGAAACAAAAAAAUGUGCUGUGCAUCUAUCUUAAUUCAGGUUCACUUUUAAAGUCUACUUUAUAUAUUCAUCUGGAUAUUGAUCCUGCAAGUUAUAUAUGGAGCUGUGUCUGCUUGUUGGCAUUAGAUUGGUAUUCAGUCUUCAAUCCAUGUUGCUUCCACCUCCAGAACAGUCAAAGAUAGGGCCUUUUUGGUGAUAACUCCACAUUUUUGAACGCUAUCCCAAAUGAGAACAGUUCCAUAAAAUUGGGCCCACAUUACUGGGCACACGCUUCCUCGUGAACAUGAGCCGUGGAUCUUAGCCACAGGGAACCAGUAACAGUGACCCCCUGAAAACCUCAGUGAUUGGGCAAGAAUAUCAGGGAUCAGGCAGUCCUUGAGAUGUCCUGGACCCAAGUUGUAAAGGGCCUUGUAGGUUAAUGCAAGAACCUUGAACCUGACUGGUAGCAUAAAUCAUUUUGCAGCAGCUGGAGGCUCUAGAGCAGACCCAGUGGUAGUCCCACAUAGUAAAGUACAUUGCAAUAAUUGAGUCUAUGGCACAGCUAGCCACUGGGGCUACCUGAGCCUCCAGUAAUAAAGAUGGAUCUAGGAGCACCCCUAGACUCCAAACCUGUUCUUUCGGAGUGAGUGCAGUCCCAUCCAGAACAAGCAAUGGGCCAAUCUCUCGGACACAAGAGCCACCCCACCCAAAGUGUCUCCAUCCAGAGUUCAAGCUCAGAUUAUCAGCCCUCAUCCAGUCCAUGAUUUCACUCAAGCAACAGUCUCUAGAUCACGCAGCCUCUCCUAACUCAGAUAUUAUGGAGAAGUUGUGUGUCAUGAGUAUGCUGAUGACACUUUGCUCCAGAACUCCUAAUGACCACACCCAGUGGCUUCAGAUGUAGGGAACAAGAUUGUACGCUGCAGUACAACAUAACCCAAGGACCGUGUUGGUUAGGCUGGUCCUUUUUUAAAAAAUCCUGUCCUUUUUCUAAGUAGUUGAGGCUGGCAUAUGUAGUAUCCCUUCCUUUUAUCUUCAUGAUAACCCUAGGAGGUGGUCUUGGUUAAGUUGAGAGAAGGUUACCAGUCCAAGGUCUUCCAGUGGCUAUUAUGGCUGAGUAAAACAAAGUUAACUGAACAACAUCCCAAAGCACUGCCUGUUUCAAGACACUAAAAUCAUAUACAGUGGUACCUUGGGUUACAUAUGCUUCAGGUUACAUACACUUCAGGUUACAGACUCCGCUAACCCAGAAAUAGUGCUUCAGGUUAAGAACUUUGCUUCAGGAUGACAACAGAAAUUGUGCUCUGGUGGCGCGGCGGCAGCAGGAGGCCCCAUUAGCUAAAGUGGUGCUUCAGGUUAAGAACAGUUUCAGGUUAAGUAUGGACCUCCUGAACGAAUUAAGUACUUAACCCGAGGUACCACUGUACUUACAUCUAUGAUUCUAAAAUACAUGAUUCUGUGAUACUGCCAAUUUCAAGACAAUUAAAUGAUUUGCAGUUCAUUUCUUAUACUUGUGAAAGACUGAACUAGUUUAAAAGUUUUUUUUGUUUUUUAAAGGUUUCUUUAUUCUUACUGUCCUUUCUGUAAGUUUGGUUGAGUUCCUGCUUGGCCUCUUUGACCCAUUAUAUAAUAGCCCUCUGUUGAGUGCAUGAUGUAGCAACAAAAAACGUUAACCACAUAAGCAUGGACGUUAUUAUUGGUGAAAUACAUCAUUGUGGAUUGCAGACAAUACUUUGCUGGAGCAAUGUAUCAGUUUUGUUUUAAUUACCUUGAUUUCUCCAUCCCAAUAUUGCAUUUCUAGAUUUCGGUUUAAUGCUUUAUAAUUCUCAGUAGAAAUAAAACAAGUUACUUAGUAGUUCUCCUGCUGAUCAAUUUCCCCUUAAACUUUGCUGCAGUGAGCUUCUACAAAUGAAGAGAGAACCUGUUCUGAACAGUAACAAAGAGCUGAUUCAAACAUGCAGAAAUUAUGGGUUGUAUUCAGUUAAAUUAUGGGUGGUAUUCAGUUAAGUUUUACCGAGAAGACACCCACUGAAAUUAAUGAACUUAUUCAUGUUCAUUCAUUGCAGUGGGUUUACUCUGAGUAAAACUUAGUUGACUACCACCCCAGAAGUUGAACAGUUCUUCCUAGACCAUACUACUUCAGACUGGGAGUUCAGUUGGCUUUUGUACAUUAAAUUGGGAGGGACCACUGCCUUGUCCUUGGGCGGCAAAAUGUCUUGAGCCAGCCAAUUACAAUUGCACGUUAAGCAAUUUAUAUGCUAAAAAGUGCUCAGUGCAAUAUUAAUAUACUGCUUAUAAUUAUUCAGGUUCUAAGAAACCCAUUACAUCUCACCAUCUAAAAGCUGUCACCAAUGAAGUAGCUGAUUCGGAAAACAGAACUAUACUAUUUACUGUUGCAAAAUCCCCGAAGCUUGGAAGACUCAUCAGUGUCUCUGGUAAUAGCACACAGGAUAUUACAAGUUUUACGCAAUCCAUGGUAAGAGUCCGUUUUACUACGGGUGUCGGCAAUAUGGCUUUGUUACAAAUACUUCUCUGCUGUCCGUUAUGUUUACACACUUAUUCGAGGGGAAUUAGACAAUAUUUUCACAGAAAAAUUCCUACCCUUUUCAUUUGAUCAAUAUGGGCAGAAGCUUGUUAGGGACAAUAUUAUACAGCAGGGAUUCCCAAAGCAUGAGCCAUGGAAUUCAGAUGGUCUGUGUGGCUUGCCUGUACAAAUACAAUUAAAUAUCACACAGUUGCUACAGCAGCCAGAAGAAUUAUUAAGUGUUCCACCAAGACCCACAACAAUUUAUGAAUGGUUUGGGGGUUGGGGGCAUUUGGGAACCACUGUUAUAUGGUGUGCUAAGUUUAAUGUGAAGGGUCAACAUUUACUAAACCUAUGUAAGAAAAGGGAGUGGAAGAUUAUGUCAAUAUAUAUAUCCUCAACGUUAUAGAAACCAAGUUUGCAUUUGUUCUGGGGAAACCUUAUAAAUUUGAGGGAGUGCAGUGUAUAGUUGCUAAGAGGCUGAACUACAGGAAGUUUCUAGUUCAAAUAUUGCCUCUGCUGUAAACUGAUUAGCAGAACAGUUUCAAACAAAUUUAUUCAGAAGUAAUAACCUUUUUUUUUUUUUAAGAGGGCUUUACUACCUGCUAAUUUAAAAGUAUGAUUGCAUCCCAAGUGACUUCGGGCAAGUUACUCUCUCCUGAGCUAAAAUGUGCCUAUGAGAAAAGUUGCUCUAAAGAAAUAAAACAGACUUUGUUUCUUGGUAAUAUGAUGCAACAGGCACUAUCUUAGGAGAAAGAGGGUUUCCCCACACUAUCGUCUUACACAGGAGGGAAUGCGUAUUUUAAGUCAGCACUUGCCACCUGUAGUUUUCAUAAGUGCUUGUGUUAGUGUUAAAACAAGUAAAAUUCUGCUGAUUGUCUGAAGGUUCCUUAGAUCAGAGUUAAUCAAAAUAUUUAAAUGAAUUAAUCAGCUAAAUGUUGUCGCCCUAAGAAUACGGUUACAAGAUUGCUGUAAAGGGGUGUGGAUCCGAACCCCACAUUGGGCAAAAGAUUCUUACAUCGGAGGAGGUUGGACUAGUAGAUGAACCUUGAGGUCCCUUCCAACUCUACAAUCGCAGUAAUGGCCUGGCUGGGACGUACCUUUCUCAUCUGAUUGACCAUAGUUUCCUGGUUCGGACAUAAUGAGAAACUAUGGUUAGUUAGGUCAAAUCCCAUUUAGAAUAAAGCAGGGAAGAGGCAAUGCAAGGACAGCACACAGGGACAAGGCUUGAGCCUGUCUCAGUUUAUUAAGCUGAGAUAUAUACAGCCAAACCAUGUCAACAAAUGUGAUGUGUUUAAAAUAUUCUAAAGCACAAUAUUACUGACUCUAAAUUCUGAUUAUUGACUUCAGUUUUAAUUAAGACAGUUUUGUCUUCUUGUCGAUCCUUCCUUUCCUUUUCUGAAAGCAGCACAUUUCCAUAGUCAUGUUGCAGGCAGCAGAAGCAAUGGUGCUGCCAGGUUGUGAGGUGGUUUGGGGCGCCAGCAUCACUUCCUUCACCCCCCAGCCCCCUCAUGCUGCCCAAGUUGCUCCUUCCACCCUGCUUUCCAAGUAGCAGGAAGGUAACACACUGGCUAGAUGUUUGUUCCUUUCGUUUUGCAGUGGGGAGGGGAUAAAGGAAAAAUAAUCUGCUUGUUACCUUCCUGCUACCAGGAUGGUAAGAGGAAGGGGGGAGAAUGGGUCGGCUUUUCCUUCUUUCCCCCAAAACAGAACAAAGAAAAAGGGGCAUAUUCUUCCACCACUCCUUACCUGCCAUGUGGGGAGUGAACAGUGUUAGCAUUUCACUCCUCCGUUGCUGGAUGUGUGAUUGUUACAUCACAUGUCUGUGUUUCCUUUCUAGGCUUGGAAAGUGUGAGAACGGAAGCUAGUCUUAUCUCUUCUACUCUAUUGUACUGUCGUACUUUCUUUCUGUCUCUCUCUCUCUGGGAGAAGAAAGAGGAGAGACGCCAUGAUUGCUUUUUGCUGUAUAUGUUGUUGUUGUUGUUUAGUCGUUUAAUUGUGUCCGACUCUUCGUGACCCCAUGGACCAGAGCACGCCAGGCACUCCUGUCUUCCACUGCCUCCCACAGCUUGGUCAAACUCAUGUUGGUAGCUUCGAGAACACUGUCCAACCAUCUCAUCCUCUGUCGUCUCCUUCUCCUUGUGCCCUCCAUCUUUCCCAACAUCAGGGUCUUUUCCAGGGAGUCUUCUCUUUUCAUGAGGUGGCCAAAGUAUUGGAGCCUCAGCUUCAGGAUCUGUCCUUCCAAUGAGCACUCAGGGCUGAUUUCUUUAAGAAUGGGUCGGUUUGAUCUUCUUGCAGUCCAUUGGACUCUCAAGAGUCUCCUCCAGCACCAUAAUUCAAAAGCAUCAAUUCUUUGGCAAUCAGCCUUUUUAUGGUCCAGCUCUCACUUCAAUACAUCACUACUGGGAAAACCAUAGCUUUAAUUAUACGGACCUUUGUUGGCAAGGUGAUGUCUCUGCUUUUUAGGAUGCUGUCUAGGUUUGUCUGUCAAGGUUUGUGCUGUAUAUAUCGCUUAAUAAAUACUUAGAAUGCACAUACCAAUGCUCCACUUUGUUUCUGCUAAACUCUCCUGAGUGAGCGUGCACAUAGUUUUCUGAUAUGUGUCGCUGGAAGCGUGCUGGGACUGAAGAUUUAUGGACGUCCCGAGCUGCGCUUCAUAAGGAAGAUGCCCGGAGAGGUUUGUCUCAUUCUGGGGGCUGCGUGUGCCCCCACCCCGGUGUGUUUCGACAAACAGAUCACUUUUUAUAAUAUUGUUUUCAGUGCUUUAGGUAGAGAUGGUUAGUGCACCAGAUUUGCAGAAUUAAAGAUGUCAGGCAUGACUGUCUGCAGCAUCACUCAGACGUCUUUAUUGCCUGCUCUGUGAAAUGUUUGGGGGGGGGGAGGCUGUUCAGGGACUGUCACUAGUCUGACCCAAGUGGUGCCACUGAGAGGAAGGAAGCUCGCUUGUGUGCUAAUGUGCCUGCCUGUUCUUCUUGCUGUUGCAGUUUACAGUGGUACCUCGGGUUAAGUACUUAAUUCGUUCCGAAGGUCCGUUCUUAACCUGAAACUGUUCUUAACCUGAAGCACCACUUUAGCUAAUGGGGCCUCCUGCUGCCGCUGCGCCGCCGGAGCAUGAUUUUUGUUCUCAUCCGGAAGCAAAGUUCUUAACCUGAAGCACUAUUUCUGGGUUAGCAGAGUCUGUAACCUGAAGCGUAUUUAACUUGAAGCGUAUGUAACCUGAGGUACCAUUGUAUAUUGUACCAUAUGAAGUAUUCAAACAUGAAGACACCCAAUAAAACCACAAUGUAAAAAUUAAAAAUGCCUUAUGGGUUUUCACCUUCCCUAACAGUAUUCUUAGGUAAGGGAUUCUGGAUUCGAAGGCAUUUUUCCUUUCACUUGUGAAAGCACCAGGGUCUCCCACUGAGCACUCGUUGCCAUGAACCAGUGGAUUUGUUAGCCGGCUUGAGGGUAAACCUUUUGUAUUACACAUAGAAUUAAGGUUUUGCGGUCAUGGAGUUCCCACAGCACUUUCACAGGAUUAUAGGUUUUAACUCUGAGGUUUGGCCCAAUUCCACAUGUGAAGUAAUUCUUUUCUGUAGGCCAAAUAAUUAGCUGGAAACUUGUUUUGGACCAGUUCUGCUGUCUUACCUGCAUGUUCCAGUAAUUUGUUUUUCCUCUCUCCUCUGGACAGGUAGAUGAAGGGAUGCUCAUCUAUGAGCAUGCAAAUAAGGAGGCAGUUUAUUGGAAUGCACAGGAUUAUUUUACCUUUACAGUCUCCUCCCCACCAGCAGCUCUGGAUCCUCAGGUGUUUCUCAUUAAUAUUUCUUACGAAAUUAAAGGACAUGAUCGGACCACUCAGCUACUUGCAAAUACAGGUAAAACCAGUAUAUUGUUUUCAAUCACAUUUGUAUGAUUGAGGAACUCACGACAGCUCACAUGAAGUUACCCCUUUCUCUCUCAUAAAACUAGAAUCUCGGGCCAUUUAAGGAAGCUGAAAGUUUGACAGUGAGUAAAGUACUUCUUCACACAGUGCAUAAGUAAACUAUAGGCUGCGGGUGGCACUGUGGUCUAAACCACUGAUCCUCUUGGGCUUGCCGAUCAGAAGGUUGGUGGUUUGAAUCCCUGCAACGGGGUGAGUUUCCGUUGUUCUGUCCACUGUGGCGGGAAGAUUAAUAGCGUUUCCGUGUGCUCUGGCUUCCAUCACGGUCCUCCUCCGUGCGCCAGUAGCACUUUAUUCAUGCUGGCCACAUGACCCAGAAAGCUGUCUGUGGACAAACGCCGGUUCCCUCAGCCUGAAAGCGAGAUGAGCACCAUAACCCCAUAGUCGCCUUUGACUAGACUUAACCACCCAGGAUCCUUUUUUUUUAGUUAAACUAUGGAAUUUGCUUGCAUAAGAUUUAGCCACCUGCCUAGAUGGCUUUAAAUGAGGAUUAGACAAACUCAUGGAAGAUGAGAAACAAUGACUUGCUCUACUGCCAAUGUCUAUAUAUCUGGUUGCUGGGAAUCUUUGGUGGGGAGAGUGUUCAUGUACCCCGGUCCUCAAUGCGGGCUUCCCACAGGUAUGUGGUUGGGCACUGUGAGAACUGGAGGCUAGACAAGAUGGGCCUUUGGCCUGAUUUAGUGGGAGUCUUUCUAUGGUCUUAGCUUCUUUUUAUCUUCACAACUACUCAGUGAAGUAAGAGGAAUGAGUGGCUCAAGGUCAUUUCAUGUAUGUGCAGGGACUAGAGCUCAAGUUUUGCUGACAAAUUCGAACACUUAUCUUACUCCGCACUGGGUCUCCUAUUUAUUUUGGCUAGUUAGAGCAACUCCUCUGCGCAAAUUGUUAAAAGUAUAAUUUGUUUCCUUCCAUUCCAAUGGCAAACUAAGUAAACGGCUACUUCUUUCCCAACAUUUCCUAAACUCGUUCUCCCCCUACAUCUCCUUUUUUAGUCUUUUGUCUCGUUUCUGUUUUGGAAAUUAUAGAUCCUGCCUCAGAUAGAAAGAACUUCAGAGAGAAGUUUGUGUUUCCCUACUCAUUAAAAUAUUAUAAUCUAUCAUAGCCCUCUAAAUCAUGAUUUCUUGCUACUGUGAAUUAAAACUACUUUUUCUUUCUUUGAAAAAACAAUAGGUGCUGUUGUCCAUGAAGGAGGCAAGAUUUUAAUUGACAAAACUAACCUAGAUGGUUCAAAUUUGCUCUUUAAAUUACCCGAGACACAACGUUCUGCAUAUGAAGUAUGGUAUCAAGUGAUAUCAUUGCCCCUGCAUGGCAGAAUUGUGGUGGGAGAAAGAAACAUUACUAGGGAUAAACCCAAUUUCUCCCAAUACAUCCUUAACAAAUUUGGAAUCACCUAUAUACAUGAUGACUCUGAAUCACUCAUGGACCAAUUUAUUUUUGCUGUGUGGCUAAACCAGAAAGGCAAGUCUGCAGUGAAACCCGAUUCUGGUGUUUUAGAAGAGACAUUUAAUAUCACUGUUGUGCCCGUGAACGACCACACUCCAGAGCUAAAGACAAAGCAGCUACAUUUGAAUGUUUUACAAGGAGAUACAGCAGUUUUAGGACCAGAAAACCUGAAAGUGGAAGACUUGGAUAACACCCCGGAAGAGAUCAAAUACACCAUCAUAAGCAAUCCCCCAAAUGGCUACCUAGCAUUGCAGACUCAUCUCAACGAAUCCAUCAAGGAUUUUACACAAGCUGAUGUCGAUGGUGGCAGAGUCUGGUUUGUGCAAGAUGGAACUUCUUCCUCUGGGGUCUUCUACUUUAGCGUGACAGAUGGAAAACACCGUCCACUGUACAAGCUUUUUAACCUUGAGGUGACACCCAUGGCUGUCACCUUGGUCAACCUAACAGAGGUGGUGCUUUCACAAGGGCAGAGCAGUGCUGCUAUUACAAAUGUACACCUUUCGGCAACCACAAAUGGGAGAAACGCUGAGAUCAGUUUUGAAGUAACAGAACCCCUCAGAUACGGGCAUUUAUUGAUCGGCAACGAGCGCGUCACCAAGUUUUACCAAGCCGAUUUAUAUGCAAGUAGACUAAUAUAUUGUAUGACGGACCUCACCGCAACUGGAGAUAGGCUGGGAUUCACGGUGCUCACAUUGGACAGUAAUCUAACAGGACAAGCUAUGAACAUCACGAUCCAGCCUCUUGUGCGAACGGCACAUGGCUUGAACAUUCCAAAUAGGGUGGCUUACAAGCUAAAAGCCAGCGACCUGGAUGCUUCGCAGCUGGCAAACUUGACAAACAGCAACCCCAAGUUUGAAGUGAUGGUGCCUCCAGCUUAUGGGAAAGUGCUAAGGAGGUCAUUAAGCAAUUCUAAAAGGGAAGCUGCAUUCUUCACACAGAGCGACAUCGACAAUGGUGCUAUAUUCCUUGAGGCAGAUGCCAAUAUGACCGGGGUUGAUGUAUUAAAUGAUUCCUUCACAUUUGUACUCAGAGCAGACAAAGUGCAGCCUGCCAUAGGCCAGUUUCACUAUGCCAUAGUGCCACAUGAUCCCUCGCUGAUUCAGAUGUUUACACCGGAAGUGCCACUCUUAACUACUAGCGCAAACAUUUUAAAGACUUACACCGUUACAAAAAACCAACCUGUGAUUUUUCCAGAGGGUGACGGGCACAGUGAAGCACCAAGCCACACUCCGUGGCAUAACCAAAAUCACCAGGGGCAUCAAAACAAUAAAGAAGCAUGGUUUAAUGAGGAGGUUGCAAGAGGCAGAUCUGCCUGGACCGAGACCACCAUCAAAACAAGCUCCAGAAGCACCUGGAUUCAGCCCCCUCAUAGCAGCAACCGACUGCUCAUCAUUGUACCACUCGCCGCUGUGGCAGUUCUGUUCAUUGCGAGUGCGGUGGCCGUUUGCGUCUUCCUAAUGUGUCACAAUCCCAAAAAGACCAAGCCUCUCGUUGCAGGCCAGCCGCCAGCAGCUCUCAGCAGCCCAGGCUUUUGCCAGGAAAGGCGUUUGACUGUCCCCGUGGUCACAAUGACACCCCUGCUAGAAGGUGCAGGCAAAACAACCACCUUCCCGUUCAUGGCGGUCAGACGGGAGCAUCUUCAUCCUGUGCCAGUUGCCCCAGCUCCAGCCAAAGAAAGUCUUCUGCAAAGCAGCUGGUCUAGACUUGACCCGGAAAUGAUCCAGCACUGUCGGAAAACCAACCCAACUUUGAAGCGCAACCAGUAUUGGGUCUAGUGUGCCAUUGGAUCAACUGAGGAACAUGUGGGCUUCUGCCAUUUUGACACUGGGUUGCUUUUGAUGGUGUGUAUUUAUUUUAGGUUAAAAUAUGCAUUCCCUGGUUGUUGCCUCAUUAGAAGCCCUGGCAGGUCAAGUGAAUAUCUUAGUGGGCUUUCAGCUAGAUCGGGGUUGGAGAACCUCAGACCCUGGGGCUGAAUGUGGCUAUCCAGGCAACUUUACCAGGCUUCUGGGACUCUCCCCAACCACCCUCCUCCCUGAGUCUGUUUGCCUGGCUAGAAUGGGUCCUUGAACUCUGAAAAGUUGUCUGGAUGGAGGGCAGAGAGGGAUGUGUGAGGAUGUGUAGAAACAAACAUAGGACUCAGCUACGUUCGUAGAUAUAAAGCGCUUUAUAUGUGUUAACAACACUGUGACGCCAGAUGGCACUGUGGAGUCCCGUCUUUCGCCAACGGGAUUUCCCUGUAUGAAGUUUACAACGCGUUUAACCAGAUUGCUUCUUUGAUGUGUCUAGAUCCAGCCCUACAGUACAGAAGUAGAAUUAGCAUGCCUUGUUCCACCCACGUCCAUUCCUGGCUCCCAGUCACCACUGGCAUGCGGCCCAGAAGGGAAGGUAGCUUUUUUAAAAAAGGUAACCCACCCCUGAACUAGAUACUUAAGGUCCAAUCUUGUUGGUCAGUGCACAAGCAAAAAAACCCCAGAAAGAGGCACAGGGGCCACUUCAUCCCACUUUGGGUGGCUUGGCAGUAUUGGGGGAAUAUCUAAGAUGAUGUGCCUACUUCCCAACAUGCCUCAGUGCUAUUCUGCUUGGAGCAGCUGGUAUUUCCAGAGUUAGUGCAUGCAAAAGCUCUUGCAUCAGGGUGAGGAGCCUUUAUUCUGUUGAGUACUGCAUUCUCUCAGGGGUUAACCACCACAUGCUAGGGGUAGUUUGGGCUUGAGCCAGAAGUGGGCAGAGUCAGACCUGAAAUGAGUGACCCUCUCCCUUUCUCUCCCUCUGCCACCUUUUCUUUUGGUUUCUGCCCCCCUUCUCUCAAUCCCUUUCCCUCUUGCUACCCGCCAAGACUUAACAGAGGGCCACAUCCCUGUAGAAAUAGCUGGGGACAGAAGUGUACUAAAGGCAAAGGUAGUUUAGAGGCUGAGGUUAGGGCUUAACUCAGCAGUUCUCAACCUGUGGGCCCCCAGAUUUUGUUGGACUACAACUCCCAUCACCCCUGAGCUCUGGCCUUGCUAGCUAGGGGUGAUGGGAGUUGUAGUUCAACAACAUCUGGGGACCCACAGGUUGAGAAAGGCUAGCUUAACUGGUGAACUGCAAGGAGGGUGUAUUUUGGGGUCUUAGAGCUACCCUAAAUCACAGCAGGGAAUUAGUGCAACAUUCUGAUAAGCACUGUGAAGCUUCCAGAUUGGCCAGGCUUUUGCCUUGUCAACAGAUGUUGGAACAAAGAUGGAGCCUUGAUAUCUAACGUGACUUGCAGGGUUUGUACCUGCCAUAGUUUGCUGGUUUGGAUGUAAUGGCAAGUUAUGGUUUGCCCCAGACCAGGAAGUUACGGAUCAAGUGGAGCACACGGGGGAGAAGGGCGUGUGCAAACACAGGGCUUUUUCAAGUAUUGCCAAGCUAUGGUUUGGUGUGACAGCCAAACCAUAAAUAUCUUAUCAAUCACAUAAUACUUUGUAUCCUUCUAUGCACAUUUGUAGACUUAGGGUUUCAUGGGUAAAAUAUGCAGUUUUUGACUCGAGAGUCUCUAUUUUCAGAAAAGUGUCCAUUUUGUUACUUUUGCAAUCAGCUGGGGAAUGUGUGCAAAUGCUUCUAUGCAACAACAAUUUUAAAAAAUCAAACAUGAUAUCAGCAGUUUUGCACCCUCUCUCGUAUACUGAGCCUACUUGCUUUCAAAAAGAUGUGGAUAUUCUCCUCCCCCACCAAAAUAAUGGGCCUGGUGCUAAUCUCUACCACAUCCUUCUGACCUUGGCACAGUCAGAAGGCACAAUUGGAAGACAAAACCGUGUUAUGGUGAUUUUGAAAGGUAUUUGUUUAGGUCUGUGAGCAAGGAAGCCACAAUUCUCUUCAGCAGAUGAAAUGGAUGGCAUAGGGCAUGUGCUGUCGUGAGCGUUCACUGCUUUGUGUGUUUUUCGUUACAAAUGCUGAACGUAGUUAAAAAAUACAUGCUUCACCUCUCAUCCGUAUAGCAAAUCUGCAUGGCCGUCGGCCAGUCUGCAGCAUUAUCUUUAUGUUUAUGCCUUAGUCUAGAGCAAUAUAUCCUCUUGUAUAUUGCCAAGCCUGGGCCAAAAUUCUGUCUCGAGUUGCACAAAAUAAGAACUGAUUUAGCUUGAAACAGGUUCAGUAAGAACUCUGUAUUAGAACAGCAGAAAUGAAGCUGUUUUGUUGUAUCACAGAAUGUGUUCUUCAGACUACUAUAUGAAGUUGAAACAGAAAUACACUGUAAAACACAGCAACACUUACCACAAGUCUGUAGAGUCAAGCGUGAGCCACCCGUCACAUACUACGGUCUGCCAGGGACUUGACGUCCAGUUUCUCUUGUCCUAGGUUGCCAACAAGAUAUACCUCUUGGUCUGUGUUCUGCUGUUGGGUUAUGCGCUGUGGGCUACUCUGAAAAUUUCAGUUUCUCAUUUUUCCGAUCUUCAGUUUCCCACAUUUCAGUUAAUCAGUUUGUGAAUUUUCUUGUGAAUUUUAUUUUUAGUCUUCAUGAAAAUUCACCAGCCCUUUAGUGCGAAUUUCUCCCAAUAUGCUUAGUUUUAUAAAGCAAUUUCCCUCAGUAUAAUGCAUUUUCGUUUGUUAUUUUUACAAAUACAUGCUUUUCUAUGCACCCUAGUGCAUGCACCCACACCAAUCAUUACUUGACAGGUGAACUGCACUGAAAAAAAUUAGAGAAAUGUGAAUUUCAAAGGAUGGCUGAGUUUUAGUUCACAUAUUGUUUUGGAAAGCGAGAAUUAGGUUUGCCUAUAAAGGCAAACUGGAUCAAAUUUCUCUGCCACCCCUAGUUGUGGGGGCCUGAUGCCAUUCAUGCUUAAAUACCACAGAAGACUGCUGCACAGUCAGUGUGUUAUUUUAUUCUUAUUUGGUUGAAAUUGCAUUGCUGCAAGCUUUCAGUUAUCAUUUCUAAGGAAAAUACGCUUUUUUAAAAAAUUCGGGUAAGCUUUAUUUGAAAUGUUAAGGAGAGUAUUUCUUCUAGAAAUCAUGACUUAAAGCUUGCAACAGUGUGAUUUAGCUACCAAAGGGUCCAACCUUUCCCUCUGCUUUAGAUAUUGACAAAAUGCGUGCUGGUUUCAAAAGGUGCAGAAAUGAGAGGUGACUAUACGUAUGUGUGAGUGUGUGUGUGUGUGUGAGAGAGAGAGAGAGACAGAGACAGAGAGAGAGAGAGAGAGAGAGAGAGAGAGAGAGUGUACUUAAUAAUACAUCAGAAUAUGUAAAAAGACAAAAUAGCUUUGGGACAGUCAGCUGGUUAAUGACAUUUCUCAUUUCAAAAAGUAACUAUUCUCAUCCCAAGAUGUACGUGUCUAGACCCACACAUGGCACUGAGCUGCUAUCGUUUUCUUGUUUUAAAAGAAAAGCAGCCUGCAUUGUUGCAAGACACAGCUUGCCAUACACCGGAACUGCUGUUGCAUUGAGAAAUCUUACCAGUCUGCUGUGUGCUGUUGAUACAAUGCCACAAAAGUCGAACACUUUUAGGCUCCACUGAUUGCAAGCGGAAAAAGGAAAACAAAUGAAAUGAAUGAAAUGGGGAAAUGUUGCAUUCUGGCUGGAUUUCAUUUUUUUAACCUUGUAAUACUGCAGCCAUAAAAGUGGAGGAGGGAGAAAUUAAGACUAAUCAAUCCCCUCCCACAUCCAGUACUUUGCUGGUUUUGCACUGGCAGUGGGGAAGUGAAAGUAGAGUAGCACUCUUGACUCUUGAGCUCCUCUGUCCUCUUACAUUUUGAUUGGAUUUACUGAAUUCUGCCAUACGAGCUUUGCUGCUGGCGUAGUUUCCUUCCUGAAUUGUUUUUUGGGGAAGACUUGGGAUCCUUGGGAUUCAUGCUUUCCCCAGAUCUGUCCCCAACACAUACUCCCUGUUAGUUUCUAUCAGCAUUGGCGUUGUGAUUUCAGGGAAGGCAAGGGUUGUGAAAGUUUCUUUGGUAAUGGGUAACAGGAUAUAUGGGGUUGGGCCUCGCUAUGUGAAGGCAAGCUUCUCUCUUUGCCCUCAGAGGAGGAAACCCACCCUAUCCUAUGGUCCAGGUAGACAUCUUCCCAUGAAUUGCAAGAUAAAUUGUUCCUUGCCCCCUGCUGUUUUUUGUAACACUGGGAUUUGAGAAUAGCGUUUGAUUUCCAAAUACCUGGCAAAAUCACAAAGCUGAAUUGUGAUAAAUUGGCUUUUAUACAGAAAGUAUAUUUUAUACAAGGAAAAUGUCUGUUGCAAAAUAAUUUAUGAAAAAUUGAAACUGUAAUGUAGAAAUGCAAUAUGGUUUUAUUCCGCUGCAAAUAAAAUCUAAUGUC
Messenger RNA from Podarcis lilfordi (Lilford's wall lizard), 36094 nucleotides. NCBI's taxonomy places the organism in Eukaryota, Metazoa, Chordata, Lepidosauria, Squamata, Lacertidae. The record is from the annotation of a GenBank genome assembly.